Penicillium macrosclerotiorum is the source of this 3507-nucleotide messenger RNA. RefSeq names its product Tetratricopeptide-like helical. Bases 1 to 3507 code for a protein of 1168 amino acids. The record is from RefSeq and is a predicted model, not a curated record. NCBI's taxonomy places the organism in Eukaryota, Fungi, Ascomycota, Eurotiomycetes, Eurotiales, Aspergillaceae. Gene Ontology annotation, biological process: nucleoside metabolic process. Gene Ontology annotation, molecular function: ADP binding; catalytic activity; protein binding. The transcript has a single exon.
AUGCCAUUCACGCACCAUGACUAUACGGUCGCGUGGAUUUGCGCGUUGCCACUGGAAAUGACAGCGGCCAAGAUGGUCUUAGACGAAGUUCAUCCCGAUCUGUCUCAGUCCAAAUCUGACCAUAACGCCUACACACUCGGGAGCGUUAGUGGGCACAAUGUGGUCGUGGCCUGCUUGCCGUCGGGCGUUUACGGAACCACGUCUGCAGCAGUCGUCCUCGCUCACACUCUUGAAACGUUCCCUGCUCUUCGAUUCGGGUUGAUGGUAGGCAUCGGGGGUGGCGUACCGAGCAAGAACGCCGAUAUUAGACUAGGCGACGUAGUCGUCAGCAUGCCAACCGCAACCUCUGGAGGCGUGAUCCAGUAUGACUAUGGGAAGACAAUUCGGGAUGGAUGUUUUGAACGCACUAGGUCACUCAAUAAGCCGCCGCAAUAUGUGCUGACUGCAAUAUCUCAAAUCCGCAGUGACGCUCUAGAUGGUACUACGUUGACUGACGAAAAUACAUCAGAGGCUCUUCAGAGACACCCAAAUCACCAAAAAAGAUUUUCUCGUCCAGACGUGGACUGGUUAUUUCGGGCCGAUUACAAUCAUAGCGGCAAGAAUGCCGACUGCUCAGAAUGUGAUCAGUGCCAACUAGUCACGCGCCCAUCACGAGAGGCAAAUGAGCCCGUCAUUCAUUAUGGUCUGAUUGCGUCUGGCAAUCAAGUUAUGAAAGACGCUAUCCAACGGGACGCUAUUGCGCAGGAGCUGGAUAUCCUCUGCUUCGAAAUGGAAGCAGCUGGUAUAAUGGAUCAGUUGCCGUGUCUAGUGAUCAGAGGAGUUUGCGAUUACUGCGAUUCGCACAAGAAUGAAAAAUGGCAGGGAUAUGCUGCUCUUACUGCUGCUUCUUAUGCUAGAGCUCUUCUAAGAGUAGUACCUCUAUACAGCCAUAGCCAUAACCUCCACAGGAAAGAGAGGCACCACUGGAUGAUCCCAUUUGCUCGAAAUCCUCGAUUUGUGGGCCGUCAACAAGAGAUCGAUCGCCUUGAAAAGCUGAUCUCCAAUACAUCUGGCCCGACCAAGAUCGCUAUUCACGGACUAGGGGGGAUUGGAAAGACACAGAUCGCACUCGAGCUGGCUUACAGCAUACGACAAAAAUUUCCCGAGUGCUCCAUAUUCUGGAUUCCAUGUAUCAGCUACGAGAGUGUGGAACAGAGUUACUUGACUAUCGCUUCAGCCCUUGGCAUCUCAACCACAGAGCCGGCUAAGGCGAAAGAACAAGUAAAAUUCCAUCUCAGUCAAGAAAGUGCUGGGAAAUGGCUUCUAAUUUUUGACAACGCCGAUGAUAUGGAAAUGUGGAUCAAGGGAAGCACGACUGCACCACCACUCAAAAACCUUCUCCCUCGCAGUGGGAAUGGUCACAUUCUCUUCACUUCUCGUAACCGAAAACUAGCAGUCAAAAUAGCGGCACUCAAUGUUCUAUCUAUCCCUGAUGUGGAUCAAAGUACUGCCAUGGAUAUCCUGGAAAGAUCAGUUAUCCAGACUGAUCUGUUGUAUGACCAGAAUGGAGCUAAUACGCUUCUGGAGCAGCUUAGUUUUCUCCCCCUUGCAAUCAGUCAAGCUGCAGCUUACGUCAAUGAAAAUAAUAUCUCUUUAUCUCAAUAUCUGGCGCUUUUGAAAGAAAAGGAGAUAAGCGCAGCUGAGAUUUUAAGUGAGGAGUUUGAAGAUGAUGGACGAUACGCUGAAACCCAGAAUCCAGUGAUUACUACUUGGCUGAUAUCUUUCCAACAAAUCCAGCAAUUAGAUAGUCUAGCAAUAGACUAUUUAUCGUUCAUAGCUUGCAUCAACCCACGAGAUAUACCUCAGUCAAUUCUGCCACCUGCACCCUCGACAAAGAAAAGGGUAGAUGCAUUGGGCCUUUUAAAGGCGUAUUCCUUUAUUAGUGAACACGCCUAUACUGGCUCAUUCAGUCUUCAUCGACUGGUGCAUCUGGCCAUGCGAAACUGGAUGAGAAAAACCAAGAUUAUAGAUCGUUGGGUGCACAGAGUUGCACAACAAUUGGAUGAAUUAUUUCCUGAUGAUGAUCAUAACAAUCGAGAAUUGUGGAGAGAAUACUUAUCCCACGCAUUGUAUUUGACAAACAGCGAAGAGUUCCAUCAGUUUAGACUUGAAUAUGUUGGAUUUACCUCAAGGGUCGCAAGGUCGCUAGAAAAUGAUGGGAGGUACGACGAGGCCAAUCAUCUACUUACUGGAAAUCUAAACGACAGCGAGAAAGCUCUAGGGCUAGAGCAUCCCAACACUCUUGGUAGUGUUGACCAUCUUGGUUCUGUGCUUGCCCAACAGGGUAAAUAUAAAGAGGCUGAAGCUAUGCAUCGACGAGCACUAGAAGGCUGUGAAAAAGCUGUAGGGAUAAAGCAUCCUCAUACUCUUAAGAGUCUUAGUCAUCUUGGUUUCGUGCUUGCACAACAGGGUAAAUAUGAAGAGGCUGAAGCUCUGCACCGACGAGCACUAGAAGGCCGUGAGAGAGCUCUAGGGAUAGAGCAUCCUGAUACCAUUGCGAGUGUUGGUCAUAUUAGUUUCGCACUUACACAACAGGGUAAAUAUGAGGAGGCCGAAGCUAUACAUCGACGAGUAUUAGAGGGCUGUGAAAAAGCUCUAGGGAUAAAGCAUCCUCAUACUCUUAAGAGUCUUAGUCAUCUUGGUUUCGUGCUUGCACAACAGGGUAAAUAUAAAGAGGCUGAAGCUAUGCACCGACGAGCACUAGAAGGCUGUGAAAAAGCUCUAGGGCUAGAGCAUCCUGAUACCCUCACAAGUGUUAGCUAUCUUGGUUUCGCCCUUGCACCCCAGGGUAAAUUCGAGGAGGCUGAAGCCAUGCACCGACGAGCACUAGAAGGCCGUGGGAGAGCUCUAGGGCUAGAGCAUCCUGAUACCCUCGCGAGUGCUGGCCAUGUUAGUUUCGUGCUUGCACUACAGGGCAAACAUGAGGAAUCUGAAGCUAUACACCGGCGUGUACUAAAAGGUCGUGAGACAGCUCUAGGGCUGGAGCAUCCUGACACUCUUGCUAGCGUUAACAACCUUGGUUUGCUGCUUGAACGACAGGGUAAAUAUGAAGAGUCUGAAGCUAUGCACCGACGAGCAUUAGAAGGCUAUAAAAAAACUCUGGGGCUAGAACAUCCUUACACCCUUACUAGCCUUAAAGAUCUUGGUUCUGUGCUUGCCCACCAGGGUAAAUAUAAAGAGAUUGAAGCUAUGCACCGAAAAGCCUUAGAAGGCAGUGAGAAGCCUCUAGGGCUAGAGCAUCUUGACACUCUCGCUACUGAUAGCAACCUUGCUCACUCACAUGAAUCACUUGAGCCGGUUCAAGAUGUAUCAGCUGCGCCAUCUGGACAAGCAUUUCCUAUCUUGGCUGGAAGCCAAGAUAGAUCAGGAACUGCUGCUCAGAGAUCUCUUGGAUACUACACUCUUUUUGGAUCCUCUCAGAGUACCCACGCUGUGCCGCGACAUUGUGACAUGGAUGAAGUAGAUUGA